This is a messenger RNA of Saccostrea cuccullata (small rock oyster), 2084 nucleotides long. RefSeq names its product cytochrome P450 2B9-like. Lineage: Eukaryota; Metazoa; Mollusca; Bivalvia; Ostreida; Ostreidae. Gene Ontology annotation, molecular function: oxidoreductase activity, acting on paired donors, with incorporation or reduction of molecular oxygen, reduced flavin or flavoprotein as one donor, and incorporation of one atom of oxygen; heme binding; iron ion binding. Gene Ontology annotation, cellular component: cytoplasm; intracellular membrane-bounded organelle. Bases 1 to 1461 code for a protein of 486 amino acids. The record is from RefSeq and is a predicted model, not a curated record. Gene Ontology annotation, biological process: xenobiotic metabolic process. The transcript is spliced from 5 exons.
AUGACGAUUUUGGAAUCUGUGGCUAUGAACCUGGAAAUCAAAAAGUUCGUGGGAAACGUAGACAUCAAACCAGAAGCUCAAAAACCAUAUUCCUGUAAGUUAUUUAAAGAAGAAGCUUGUACUGUUAAACACACAUUUCCUUACAGCGACCUACAAAAGAAACACGGUGAUCUGAUAACGCUGAAGGUCUUUGGUCAGACUAUCAUUGUCGUCUGUGGUUAUGACACAAUCAAAGAAGUUCUAGUUAAGCAUGGCGAAUCAACAUCCGCCCACCCUGCAACGUUUGGAUUUUCGGAAUAUUUUGAACUAACAGGAAUCGCAGGGGGAUCUGGUACAAUUUGGAGGAAUCAACGAAAAUUUGGACAUGACACCUUGCAAGCCAUUGAUUCAGGCAGUGAUGACCUUGAAUCCCGAGUUUUAGGAGAAGUAUCAGACUUCCUCAAUGAAAUAGAUAAAAUGGAAGGUCGACCAUUUGACGUAAGCAGGCUUAUCAAAACAAGUCACUACAACAUCAUAUCCUCUCUUCUGUUUGGACAAAGAUUUGCUCAUGAGGAUGCCACUCUCACAAGACUGGUGGAUUUAGUGGACGAAGCCAUGGAUAUAUUUCCUGAUCAAGGACUACUGAAUUUUAUGGAAUGGCUGAAGUACAUACCAGGGGAUCCAUUUAAAGUUAGAAGGAGACGAUGUCUGGUCGAUGAAAUCUUCAAAAUCGUUCAGAAAUCUAUUGACGAGCACAAGGAAACACUAGAAAAUCCAAAGACCUUUGAUUUUAUUUAUAGUUUUUUGAACGAACAGAAAAAGAGAAAAUCAAAUAAUGAAAGUCUGGAAGGGUUUGGAGGCAAGGACCUCGUUGUUAUGGGGUAUGUACUGUACUUUACAAGUACCCCGGCCAUACAUGAGUUGUAUUGGUACAUUUUGUACCUCUUGCACAACCCAGAUGUAGUAGUACGCAUGCGCAAGGAAAUUCAAGAAAAUGUUGGAACUGAUAAGUCUGUUACUAUGGCAGACCAAGAGAAGUUGCCGUACUGUCGUGCAGUAAUGUAUGAAGUCCUACGUCUGUCUGUCACUGUUGUGGUUCCUCCAACACACACGUUCUCGGAAGACUUGACAGUCAAUGGAUACACGCUUCCAAAAGAUGCUUGGCUGAUGGCAGCCUUGUGUACAGUCAAUUUGGAUCCGAAAAUAUUUCCAGAACCCGAAAAAUUUAAACCACAACGAUUCAUUAAUGAAAACGGCGAAUUGUUUGGAUAUGAAAAGGUUUAUGCAUCCUUUUCAAUGGGUCCCAGAGAUUGUCUGGCCAAAAACCUUGGUAAAAUGGAAAUGUUCCUUUUCCUAACGACACUGGUGAGGGACUAUGAUAUUGAAAACGAGGCUGGAAAACCCCUUCCAUCUCUGAAAGGGAUGUCCAGGGGAUUUCAUGUUGCUAUUCCUUAUCAAGUUUGUUUGAAGAAGAGAGAUUAAAGUAAAUGUCUGAAAAGCAGCCUCAUCCCUUUACGCAUAGUCGUAAACUACGGCCAAAAUGUACAAUUUUCUUCCAUUCUGAGAACUCCGAACCGUGGCUUGAGACGAUGUCCUUUAUGCAUUAUGACAAUUUACACUCCAAACGUAAGAAACAAAAUGAAGAGAUGAUUCAUUGUGUAUGCCAGAAUCUAAAUUUAAAAUUUAAAUACCAAUUUGUGAAAAAAGAAUUAAAUUUUCAUGACUACAUGUAUAUAUCAUAUCAAAUAUUUAUGUAUGUCAAACGGUCAUGUUAUAUUUCAUUGAAAUUUUAUUACACUUUUUUUUUAACCUUUGAAGGUCAUGUAUCCGUCACACACACCCCUUCCAUUCAUUUCCUUAGGUUCACUUUCUGCAUUUUGCCGGUUGUUUUUUGCUUGCGCGUGUUUAAAAUUUUGUUUGUUAGGUUAUUGUUAACGUCCCUCCAGAGAAUCUUUUCAUUCAUAUAUGGAUACGCCACCACAUGACGAUGGAGAUCUGCACAUUUUGUCCUAAACUCGGCAUAGUGAUACGAUCAAACUUUUGUCUGAAAAAAUUGAAAAUAUUAAUUUGACUCUUGUUUUAAUUAGUAAAAGGAAAAAGUUUCA